CCUCCGGGCGUAUCUCAGGGGCUGGGAAGGUCUCAGCAGCGCGAUCCCUCAGGGUUGUUUGAAGCCAGAUGUGCAGCAGAGCCUUUUUGGCGUAUAAAUAUCUUGUCCCCAUCCCUAAUUUAGUUCAUCUUCUGACCAGAAGCUUUCAGUUACUCGGCGCGUCGCUGCGCUCAGUCACGCUAUCCAGCGUGGGCUGGGAUUUCAAUGAGUUGUCCCAGACUCUGGUGUCGCGUUGACGAACACCUUCCCCAGAACAGAGGCGUUUGCAUCAGGAGGAGCCGGUCCCUCCCCGGCGCAGCCCUGGGAUUGCAGGGGGAUUGCCAACGCCUGGCGUGUGUGGUGGGCUGGGGGCUUUGGCUCCGGUAAAUGGGAUUUCCCAGCCUUCGCAGUUACAGAGAAGACCUUAAAUAUACACUCAAAGGUCAAACCCUGGGAGACAAAGAUCCCCAACCACAGGUGCUUCUUGUUACGUUAGAGAUCUUAGGAUUUUUAAAUAGAUCUGGGGAUUUCCAACCACAUAUUCUGAUUUUGGGGGCUGAAUUUACUAUUUGAGGUUUAUGGGCUAGCACGGCAUUGCUGAGCUAAUGGUUCUCUGCAGAAGCUCUCAUCUUCGUAUUCGGAUCAUGCGUGUGUUUGCAGUGUAUCCCAUAUAAGCUGUUUUCCCCUUGAUGUCCAGGCUGUUUCCCCGUCCUCUUGGAGUAGCCAGAUCUUUUAAGGAGCGUGUGUACCCUGUGAAUGUGUUAUAACUCAGUUUAAUAUGUGACUAAACCAGCCAUGCAAUAUUGCAAUUAAAGGAUAAUACCAGAGGUGUGAACAAUGCCAGCUUUUUGCUGUGCAUGAGUCAUGAUAGCAGAGGAGGAACCGAGCAGCAGUAUUUUACUAAUUGACUCCAGCAGAUUUAUUUGUCCUCAGUGAAUAGAGGCGGGCAGGGCUGUCGGAAUUGUUCCUGCUCCACUCACACAACGCUGCUCCGUGCCUGGCUCCUGGCGAGCAGGAGCUGAUCCUGGGGACAGAGAGCAACUGCAGGGAUGGAGACAGUUCUCGGCUGAGUGAUCUGUUAAAUGCUUUUUGUUAGUGAGUGUGGAGCGAACUGGGGGCUCCCGGUGCUGUUUGGAAAUGGCCCCUUGUGCCCGGCAGUGAACCUCCUGCUGCUUUUCCACGGGUCCUGUCCUGCGGGGUGAGCGAAUGCCACGGGGAAGGUGGCACCGGCUGGAGGGACCCGUGGCACCGUACUCAGCCCAGGGACCACUGCCCUGGGCCGAGGCGCAGGGUCUGGUCGGUGCCGGUGUCUGCACAGGGCUGCUGUUCAGGCUCGCUCGCGGGGCUCGGCGGCAGGCUCGGUGCAUCUGAAUGCAAAUGCAUCCAGGAUUACAAAAAAGCCAGGGAGGGAGAGCAGAGCCUGUCCACGGAGCGGGAAUCAUCCCCCCCCAUCCUCCGGAUGCGUCAGCGAUUCCUCUGGGUGGGAGGAUGCUGCAGCGUGCCGGGGGCUGACGCGCGGUGCCGCCGGCCGCGGGGAGCAGGACCCCCGCCGCCCACCCAUGCUCCCCACCAGCCGCCGGGGCAGCGCCCCGUGACGGAGGGGCGGUGGGCGCCCGCCACGCCGCAGCCGGGACCGCAGCCGCCGUGCCCCCGCGCCAGCCGCCCCGCCAUGACGAGCCUCUUCCGUCGGAGCAGCAGCAACGGCGGCUCGCGCGGCGGCUCCUCCGCCCAGGAGCUCAACAACAGCCGCCCCGCCAGGCAGGUCCGCCGGCUGGAGUUCAACCAGGCCAUGGAGGACUUCAAGACCAUGUUCCCCAACAUGGACUACGACAUCAUCGAGUGCGUCUUGAGGGCCAACAACGGCGCUGUGGACGCCACCAUUGACCAGCUCCUGCAGAUGAACCUGGACAGCAGCGGCUGUGACGACAGCUCGGAUUCGGAGGACAGCAUCCCCCCUGAGAUCUUGGAGCGGACCCUGGAGCCGGACAGUUCGGAUGAGGAGCCCCCUCCCGUCUACUCCCCUCCCGCCUACGAGACCCAGGAGUUUGGCAGCCGCUACCCCCGCGCGCCGCCCACCCCGCCGCCCAGGACAGACGUGCCGGGACCUGGCAGCACCCCAGCACCCGGGCGCUACAGGAACUGGAACCCACCGCUCCUGGGCAACCUCCCCGAAGACUUCCUCCGCAUCCUGCCCCAGCAGACCGCCGGCACACAGGGCUCCCACGGCUGCCGGCAGCCCGUGCCGCGGGGGCUCGCCCCGCGGGGUCAGGGCUCCCUGGAGCAGGAGCGGCGGUGGAAGCAGUACCUGGAGGACGAGCGGAUCGCGCUCUUCCUGCAGAACGAAGAGUUCAUGAAGGAGCUCCAGAGGAACCGGGAUUUCCUCCUCGCCCUGGAGAGAGAUCGAUUGAAAUAUGAGUCAAAAAAAUCCAAGUCAACCAGUGUUGCUGUGAGCAACGACUUUGGUUUCUCCUCCGUAAUAUCAGGUGACGUAGCCCCCUCUGUAACCAGCGAGGCCGGCGGUGCCGUGUCUGACGAUGCCUUAUUCAGAGACAAAUUGAAACACAUGGGAAAAUCCACGCGCAAGAAGCUGUUUGAACUCGCCAGAGCCUUCUCCGAGAAGACGAAGAUGAGGAAAUCAAAAAGAAAACACUUGUUGAAGCACCAGGUGCUGGGAACGGCGGCUUCCACGGCAAAUCUUCUCGACGAUGUCGAAGGACAUUCAUGCGAUGAAGACUUCCAAGCGCGGAGGCAGCAGCUCCGGGAGGAGGAGGAGACGCCGAAGGAAGGGCAGUAAACGGUCCCAGCGCUGGGGUUUAUUGCUGGCACAGAACGUGCACAAGGCUUCAUAAGAAGAUGGCUGAAAAAGGAAAAAAAACCACCCAACAAGCAACCCAGUUUUUUGGCUGUUCCCCCUCUGCUGUUGUACUCCUCUGAAGUACAAGUAUUGAAGUGAGGGACAAUGUUUUCUUACCAGUGGUUUGAAAACAACUUCUAUCUAGCAAAUCAGCCAAAAAGGAAAAAAAAAAAGGAAAAAAUAAGUUCGGCAGCUGAUGUGAGCGGCUCUGGAGGAGCCAGAAAAGCUCAGACUUGGGAGGAGCAGCGUCCCGCCUGCUCUCUCGGUCCGAGUGGCGUCGCAGAAGGAAUGAAAAUCAGUUGUACUAACGAGGAUGCAUUCACAUGUGGGAUCUGCUUGGCCGGAGCACUCCUGAACAUAUCUCUGUAGCAAUCUGAUGUAACUUUACUCUGCGCACACAGGAAAAAAAACACCACGUGAGAAAGAGAACCUAACAGCUGUUGUCUACUAUUGCUAGGAGUAAUGAGCAGAGAUUCAGAUCAGGUAAUAGUCAAAUAAUAUAAAUUGUUUAUAAAAAGGAAAGGCCUUCUUUUCCUAGGCGUUUCACUUUGAAUUAAACCUUUGCCUUCGGCAUUGCUAAAA
Harpia harpyja (harpy eagle) is the source of this 3415-nucleotide messenger RNA. It is a transcript of the gene CUEDC1, whose product is annotated as CUE domain containing 1. The coding region runs from base 1439 to 2773 and encodes 444 amino acids. Lineage: Eukaryota; Metazoa; Chordata; Aves; Accipitriformes; Accipitridae. Gene Ontology annotation, molecular function: ubiquitin binding. The transcript is spliced from 11 exons. The record is from RefSeq and is a predicted model, not a curated record.